Zalophus californianus (California sea lion) is the source of this 10880-nucleotide messenger RNA. It is a transcript of the gene PTAR1, whose product is annotated as protein prenyltransferase alpha subunit repeat containing 1. Gene Ontology annotation, biological process: protein prenylation. Gene Ontology annotation, molecular function: protein prenyltransferase activity. Bases 111 to 1403 code for a protein of 430 amino acids. Lineage: Eukaryota; Metazoa; Chordata; Mammalia; Carnivora; Otariidae. Gene Ontology annotation, cellular component: cytoplasm. The transcript is spliced from 8 exons. The record is from RefSeq and is a predicted model, not a curated record.
GCGCGGGCGCGGCCAAACCGGCGCACACGCGCGCGCUCCCCCGCGGAACUCCCGCCGGCCGCCCGGCGCUCUCCCCGAGGCGCGCCCGAGCCGCCGCGGCCGCCGCCAACAUGGCCGAGACGAGCGAGGAGGUGGCCGUGCUGGUGCAGCGGGUGGUGAAGGACAUCACCAACGCCUUCAGGAGGAAUCCGCACAUGCAAGUAGAUGAAAUUGGCCUGAUCCCAUGUCCUGAAGCUAGGUAUAACCGGAGUCCCAUAGUCCUGGUUGAAAACAAACUUGGUGUGGAGAGCUGGUGUGUCAAGUUCCUCUUACCAUAUGUCCACAACAAGCUCCUUUUGUACAGAACAAGAAAGCAAUGGCUCAACAAAGAUGAACUGAUAGAUGUCACAUGCACCCUGCUGCUUCUAAACCCAGACUUUACCACUGCAUGGAAUGUAAGAAAAGAGCUCAUCCUCUCUGGCACUUUAAAUCCAAUUAAGGACUUACAUCUGGGAAAACUGGCCUUAACUAAAUUUCCAAAGAGUCCAGAAACAUGGAUUCACAGGCGAUGGGUGCUACAACAGCUAAUUCAGGAAACUUCCUUGCCUGCCUUUGUGACGAAAGGAAACCCAGCAGCAAUUCCUGCAGAGAGGACACAGAGACUGGUCCGAGAAGAGAUGGAGGUCUGUGGUGAAGCAGCGGGGAGAUACCCGAGCAACUACAAUGCCUGGUCCCAUCGCAUCUGGGUUCUCCAGCACCUGGCGAAGCUGGACGUCAGGAUUCUUCUUGAUGAACUGUCUUCUACUAAACACUGGGCAUCCAUGCAUGUUUCAGACCACAGUGGAUUUCACUACCGCCAGUUUCUGUUAAAGUCUUUGAUUAGCCAAACUGUGAUAGAUGGCUCUGUAUUGGAGCAAAACCCUUUGAGAAGUGAGCCAGCUCUAGUUCUUCCAAAAGAUGAAGCAGCAGCUUCAACAGAGGAACCAAGGAUAAAUCUUCCCCGUCUUCUAGAAGAAGAAGUUGAAUUCAGCACUGAUCUUAUUGAUUCCUACCCAGGACAUGAAACCCUUUGGUGUCACAGGCGGCACGUUUUCUACCUUCAGCAUCACUUAAGUGGUAGGUUUCCUCACAGCGUGACCCAGUUGUCACCUGCAGACAGCCCUGGGGGGACUUUGAGUGACUUGCACCUCAUCCCAGCAGGCCCACACGUGUCUCAGGCCAUGGAGGUGGACGGGCUGAAUGACUGUAGCAAGCAAGGCUAUUCCCAGGAAACCAAACGCCUGAAGCGGACCCCAGCUCCAGACUCCCGGGGCCUGGAAAUGGAGCAUAGGUUCAUCGAUCAAGUAUUGUCCACCUGCCGGAACGUAGAGCAGGCCAGGUUUGCCAAUGCAUACAGGAAAUGGCUGGUUACGUUGAGUCAAUGAAAGAGGUGUAUUAGUCCUGCAAGGUUCCCCUUUCAGUGCAAUAUUGCUUUCCUUUCUUCCUUACAUAGUUGCAUGAACUGUUUGCUAUUAUGUGUGGUCUUCAUCUUUAGGUUAAAAGUCCAUAGUAAAUCUUUCAUUUUAUUUAUUUUGUUAAGAACUGGCAUUCCUUUGGGGAUAAAAUAACUGUGUAGUUUCUUCCUGCUAAACAGUGAGUCUUAAUUUUUUUUUUUUUUUAAGCUUUUCAUCCUUUAUAUUUCUAUACGUGAAGCUUCCUCUCAUUUUGGUUCUCCUAAGUGGUUCACAGACACAUCUACCCACCUCAGUGCAAUUGCUGCAUAGGCUAGUUUCUUUUUUUUUUUAAUUAAAAAUUCAUGUUGUUGUUCAGCUUUAGAAUAAUACAAGCUCAAAAUUACUCAUAUCUAAUUAUUGUUUUGAGAAUCAAAUGGCCAGAUAGAUGGAUUUGUGAAAAUAUAAAUCAUUUCUCUUUCUCGACUCAAGUUAUUGACGAAUGUAACCAAAGUCAGAAGUUACUGGAAUUUAUAUAAAAAACAUGCUUCCAAUGUGUGAUCCAUUUUAAAAUGGUUAUUUUAAAAGAAAAAUGAAUUUUAAGAGUUUAUGUAAUUACAGGACUGGGAAAUUAUUUUUAUCACUAGUUUUGAUAGAUUCUUUUUACCUCAAGUUUGGUAUAGGCCAAAAACACUCAAGUUAGCCCCUAUAAACAUCAUUUGUUGUUUAAACCUGGAAUGCCAUUUUUAGUUAUUACUACUUAUUUUCCUUUUAAAUUUACCAUGAAAAGUGGGGAAAAUAUGCAUGGAAAUGUAUCCAUAAAAAUCUUCCUUUUUAAAAAUUUUAAGUUCCUGAGGAUAUACUUAAACUACAGAAUGUUUAUGAAAUGAUUUUUAAAAGUUUGCUGGUAAAUGCCAGAGGAAAGAAUAGCUUUUGAAGGUUAGUUCUUCAACCUUUGUUUUAAAAAAUAAAACAACUUAAAGACUUUGAUAUUAAACUUAUCAGGGAUGAGGUACCAAAGUAGCCACCUCACAGCUGUAUCUUAUCUUUUUAAUAAUAAGGGCUGGGUUUUUCAGGUCUGUGAGGCAGGGUGGGAAAAAGGCCUGGUAAUGUUUACUUUCUUAAUAUAUUUUCCCCUUUGUAAAUGGUCUGUGUUUGUUCUUUCCUCUCCACAUACCUUUUCUUUAUUUUCCCAAUGCAUUCCAUAUUUUUUGACACUUUUACCUUUGUUUUUCUUUAAAUGUCUUAUUUUGAGGAUGUGUACUGAAGAUACUCUCCGUCCUCUUUCCAGUGAAUUUCAUACCCCAUUAAACACACACACACACCACACACCACACAGUAUUAAUAUGAACUGCCCCUCUAAAAGUUCCCCUAACGAUGGAAACUGCCUGUUGUCCUACGUGUGUGCAGAAUGUAAUAGUGGCUGAAGUAAGUAUGACCGCCAUACUUUGCUUCUUCUCCUUUUUACUUGCUAGGUCACCUGUAGGGUGAGGGGACAGACAUAGGGGAAGGCAAACGUCUCCUGUCUACUAUUAUGGGAACCCUGGGCUUGAGUGAGGUACAUUGCCUUAAGCUUAGGAGAAGCAUAAGUUCUUUUUGUGCAUCAUGAUUUUGUUGAGUAGCAAACUGUCAGGUAAGACUUAAGAACACCAGAAAAAUUGUUCAGCCCGGUUCUUGUGGACAGAAGCUGCUUUUCUCUCUUGGGGCAAAAUUAACCUUUUAUAGUUUUUGUAGUAUUUAGGUAAGAAAACAGUUGUCAUUAUGAACAUAAUUCCAUGGCCCUUUGUGUACAAAGCGUAUUUUGAAUCAAAUACCUCAAGGUCUACCUAGACCUCUAUGGAUAAAACCAUUAGUUUGUGAUUUUCAGCACCUGUAGGGGAUGGUGGGGAAACUACACAGAGAGGACAUGAGAGAGUCAGCCCAUUCCACUAAAUACAUGUUGCCAAAUCCUGGCCUCACUCAGUAUUACCUUUUUUCCACACAUCAUUCUAAGUGUCCCAGGUAAUAGGGCUUCUUAUGCUUUGAUGUGAGAGUGACAGGGCAGGAGCACAGACAAUACCCUGUGAAACAUCAGCUCAAUUUGAUCGUGCUCCACGCCUUUUUAGAGCCACCACCUUUGAUGUUAUCUGUCUUCAUGUGUGUUAAGGCCCUUAAUCCACCCCUUUAAGAAGCCAUGCAGUCCUAUAAGAUAUCUUGGUCUCUUGUCUUCCCCUAAUAAAAUUUUGAGUAGGGAGUAAAAAUACAAAUAUCUAAAGGAUAUUUACUGUUUGUGACUUUUGUGUGCUACUUUAUUUCUAAAAUUUGCAUUUUUCAAGUGUUCAUUCACAGAAAAACCUAGUAUUGCCCUGUAUGGUUGUGUUUUUUCCUAGAUGGUUGACAUCUACACUCAUUAGCUGUGGUGUGAUAAUAUCUCUUUGACUGAAUGAGUUAAUGCAGUGGAAAGGUGUGUGUAUUUUCAGGGACGUGUUAAUCUUUUUUUUUCUAUAAAUAUGUCAUUGUCAAAAAGAUAGUUUAGAUUGACACACAUUUCAUCAAACUUUCCAUUGGAAGAAUAGUAGGCCAUUGUACUGUCCUGUGGAUCAAGAAUACUACUGACAAACCAAAAGCAAUAAGAUCUGUAAAUACCUCCACCACCACCUUCUUCCCCCACCCCACCUUUUUUAAAGUAUACCUAUUUUGGUAAUAUGAUGUUCCCACAUUAUACUGUGUGCCUUGCACAUUGUGAGGACUCAUUAAAUAUUUAUCAAAUUAAUAAAUGAUUAUCUGUUUGAAGAAGGGAAAGAUUGAUCAUAAGUAAUGGACAGAAUGAGUUAUGAUUGAGAAAUUAAUGGAUUAGAACAAUGGAUUGUGAAUGAAUGAUGUAGUCUAGAUUCAUGAUACUUCCGGUGAGCUAUUACAUAAACAAUAAGUUAAUUUAGAUUUUUUUCUUCAUUUAAAUACCUUGUUUAUUAAACUCGUUAAAUACCAGCCAAGAAAUGCAGCUCUAUAAUUAUGAAUUAACUGUACUUUAAAUAUAUAUUAAAAAUUCAUAGAACAAAGCUCGUUUGCAUUAAGAACACUACUUUCGUUCAUUUAUGAUAUUAGGAGGACAGAUCUUGCCAACAGAGCCAGAAACACUGGGGCAUUUGAAGAAAUUCUUUGAUUUCAAAGACUUUUUGAUCUGUAUUUGUGCCUGGAUAGUCAUUUUAUGCUUCUCCUUUUCUACUCCCCAGCUUGAAUUGUGGACCUUUUUAGGUAUUUCUUAAACCUGUGUGAGUCAUUUUUUUUUUUAAUUUAAGGAUUAGUUACCUAUUAAUGUCCCCUUUUUCUUUACUAGGUUUUAGCAUUCUAUUACCUCUUUGGAAACCCUGGGCCCAGACUCUCAGUCAUAUCCCUUAUUCCUAUGGUACGGUUCUAAUUAAAUUAAGGACUUCAUUAUUAAUAGGAUUAAAUCCAUACAGGUUGUCACUCAAAGCCAUUUAAAUCUUCAGGUGAGGGCUUAUGUGACACAAGUUAGGAAAACAAAAGUUCCUGGACUUUUCUGUGGCAGUUUGUAGGAAAGCAUAUAUGGUGGUAGACUUUGUGUGAUUUCCACGUAUUCAGGUCAUGUCAAUACAUGCUUAUUAUAUAAUAAGCUUUUAUAUAAGAACUUUUAAUACUGUUGAGAACAAAUUAACAGUAGUAAUUUUCUGUAGCACAAGAUGGUAUCUGGCAUAGGCUAAAUAUAAUUUAGGAGUACAACUGCCUCUUGCUGUACAACAGUGUAAUCUUUUGGUCCCUCUUAAUUAUAGAAGAUACUAAAGAUUUAGUUAAAAAAGGAAGUAACAUAUAUUCUCUUUUUUUUGCAGAAAGUUUUUGUAAGCUUACAGUUAUUUUGUUACUAGAAAAUUAUAUUUUAGAACUUUAAAGUAUUUAAAAUAUUCUAGAAAAUGUGAACAACAUUAUUAACAAUGUGUGUCUUCUGAAUAAAUGUCUCAAACAGAACCGUGCAGACCCUGGUACUUGGCGCGCUGCCGCCUCCCUAUGCCUACACAUACUCUCGGUGUACUCCUGUUGAAUGGAAGUGUACAUGGAGUCACAGGAAGGCAGAGACAAAUUCAGUGGCAGGAAGGCAGUGGGCAGGAAAAAAAUCAACCCUGAAAAUUCUACUUGUCACACAAUGUCUUUUAAAAAAUAGUUAAACAUACUGUGUUAAUUUGAGUGCCUUUCUUCUUUCUAGAGGGAACAAGAUCAUAUUUAAUGUUUAGGUAGAAAACAAAGGAUGGAAGUUUUAUCAAACAGUUGAUUGUAAUUCAUUGUAUUGAUUCCAGUUGCUAGGCAUGGUCCCAUGGAGUUUGUAUCCUUUCAUGAGAUACUGAUAUGAGCAGGUAGGAUGCUUUGGUUUGUAUUUCUUAGCAUUUUUAAGCACCCUACCAAGAAGAAUUCAUUCUUUCCCUGUGGCAACUAACUUUUUGGGGGUCGGAGGCAUUGUAUUUUAGAGGAGAGCAUGUGUAUAAUUGAAGAUGAGCCUGAAGCCUGGGCAGCCCAAGGUCAAGGGCAACAGUGGCACUGUGCCCUACAAGAAAGGCCCAAUGAUUGUUCUAAAUGAAUCCUUUGCCUCACUUUAGGGACUUUUAAGAAUUCCCUCCCAAAUCCCAUUUUGGAGGAAAAGAAGUAAAUAUUGAGAUGAAACUUAAAAUGUGGCAUGUUAUAUAUUUGGGUUAUGGAGAAGGGAGGGACAGAAAGUCCCUAUUUCAGGAUAGCAAAUAACUUGUAAUUUCAUAAAAAUAUACAGCUAAAGAUUCCAAAGUGCUUUUCAGAGGACUGUUGAAUAAUAUAUUCCUAAACGGCAGCAAUAUGUCAUAGUUCAUAGUGGAGACAGGAAACCAUUGUAGUAGAUCUGGGGUGUGUGUGUGUGUGUGUGUGUGUGUGUGUGUGUGUGUGUGUGUGUGUGUGUGUGUGUGUUGCAGGGGGUGCCUCUGGCUCUCAACUUGACAUCUGCAUUCUCGUUAGGCCAUGUUAACACUUAAAACCAAACUCUUUGCUAGUGUGUGUGUGUGUGUGUGUGUGUGUGUGUGUGUGUUGCAGGGGGUGCCUCUGGCUCUCAACUUGACAUCUGCAUUCUCGUUAGGCCAUGUUAACACUUAAAACCAAACUCUUUGCUAGUGUGUGUGUGUGUGUGUGUGUGUGUGUGUGUGUGUGUGUUGCAGGGGGUGCCUCUGGCUCUCAACUUGACAUCUGCAUUCUCAUUAGGCCAUGUUAACACUUAAAACCAAACUCUUUGCUAGUGUGUGUGUGUGUGUGUGUGUGUGUGUGUGUGUGUGUGUGUGUGUGUUGCAGGGGGUGCCUCUGGCUCUCAACUUGACAUCUGCAUUCUCGUUAGGCCAUGUUAACACUUAAAACCAAACUCUUUGCUAGUGUGUGUGUGUGUGUGUGUGUGUGUGUGUGUGUGUGUGUGUUGCAGGGGGUGCCUCUGGCUCUCAACUUGACAUCUGCAUUCUCGUUAGGCCAUGUUAACACUUAAAACCAAACUCUUUGCUAAAAAAAAUAGCAGUAGCUUAGUCUGCAGAUGAAACUUUGUGCUUCCAAGAAUAUUAGCUCUUUAUAGGUUGUGCUUUUUGGAUGAUAAUAUGGUCCACAAAGCUAACCCUGACAUUUCUUUUAUUAAUCUGUUAUUCCUCAGGGUGUAGAAGGUUUAGUAAAUUCAGGACAAAAUUUUAUAUUCAGUGGCAAAAAAAAGACAAAAAUAUGCUAAAUAUAUUACUAGCUCUUAAAAUUUUAGUGUAGAUAGUAUUUUUUAUAAACCACUACCAGUGCAGUAGCUCAUAGAUGCUCUGUGACCGCCUCAUUGUUCAUCUCGCUGCUUCAAUCCCUGUAGCCCUAUUAUGAAUGUUCUCUUAACACAUGUCUUCUAUGGAAACGAUUUCUGUAAUAUAUUGUUUUCCACGUUUGGCAGAAGUUGGGGGUGCUUUAGUUGACAUCAUUCUGUUUUUGGAAAUCCUGUCCAGAAAAUUACUGUUGGUUUUCAAACUGACAACUGUUUUGCUUCUUAAAACUUCAGUUUCCCUGAAAAGAGACCCUGUACGUGUUCAGUACACUGCAUAAUGCCUUGCACCUUGCAGGGAUCCAACGGGUCAGAACCAUUAAAGGCUAGAAAGUUAAAACUAGCUUACCUCUGUCUCAUCUCAGCUUCAGGAGAAAUACACUUAUUGUGCUUAAGAUACACAAUUUGCUUCAAACAUACAAGGCAAGAUAUACAACUGCACAAAACAUCAUAAGUGAAAUUUAGAUACUUUUAAGACAUACACGUGUGCAUAUUCACAUACAUGUAUGUAUGUACAUUUAAAUGAGAUUUGGAACUUGAAUAGUGAUUUUACAGAGAAUUAUAUUUAAAGGGUUUUAAUUUUAUUUAAAGUGCUCCUAUUUAAAGGCAGUUUUAUUAAACCAGCCCCUCAAGCAAAGUUGGAAACUUCAUACAAGUGCCAUUUGCCUGAAUUAACCAGAUAUUUGUGUAAACUAUUAUUUUGUCUUUGGAUGAUUAUGAACCAUGACAUUCUGGCUUUCCUUCCAUAUCUUUAGGGAAUCAGCCUUAAUUUUAUGUAUGGCCAUCACUUUCCUCAGAGUACUAUGCAGCAUACUUCAAAUGUUAAUUUAUCUCUGUAAAGUGAUUAGUAAUAAAUCUGAGGUUUUUUCCUGUCCUAGGGAUGAACAAUUUCACACAUUCAGAUACUGACUCAUACAGCAUUCUAUUAGAAAUGCUCAUAAUAGUAUCCUCCCUCACCAUUGUCAUCUUGCGUUUGAAGCAUGUAUUUUUUUCUUAUCAGUUAAAGAGUGUAGACUGAGUGCAGUCAUAGUAGGUGCUCAAUAAAUAGUCGAUUAUUGAUCUACCAUCAAACUAAUUGUUACCUUUUCACGGAGGAGUAUAUUUUUAGAGUAAUAUAUGUUUGAAACUGAAAAAUUCUAUCAUUUGACAGGAAUUACUAAGCUUAUUUAGGCUGGAGUUAGUAACAUGCAAUAAAAAUACUGUUUGUGUAGAACAUGGUCUGAAGGUAGGAGAUGGGAAAAGUUUAAGCUGUUACCUUUUUGUGCAAGACACAUUAAUAAAUGUGAGUAAAUGUCUUAAUAGGGCUGCUGAACCCGAGGGAACUGCUGUAGACUUCUGCAAUCAGUUUCUGCAUUGGUAUACCUAGCAUUACCUGUCUUAGGUACUGUUCAUUUCUCCCCAAAUCUCGGUUGCUUUCCAGUGUUUUAAAAGUGGUAGUGGUGAAAUGUGAAGUUAUAUUCAAUUGCCUGUACUUCUUGUUUUCUCAGAGCAUCUCUAAUAUGAGGGAGAAAUUUUUAUGAAUAUUUGUUUCAGAAUCUGUUAAUUUGUGGCUUCAGAGCAUUUUUGACAGAGCUUGCCCAAUGUGAACAGAUUUAAACAGUUUAAAAGACAAACAUUCCAACCUGAGCUGGGAGGGACAGAGCGCGUAGCCCAGCAUAACUGGGUACUGCCUCCUGGCGAGGUUCUUGGUGUGUGACUGGGAUGCUGGCUGCCAGCUGGUGGCCAUUGUCGGUGUUCGGGCUGGAGGUGUGUUGUCCCUAGGAGAAGGACAAAAUGGGUUCUAGAUGAACUUGUAUUUGAGAUGGACAGAAUAAAAAAUAAUGUGGUAUAAAUAUGCCAAAUAUUUAUACACACUACUACAAAAACUAAAAAAUGGAGGAGGGGGAAGAAAAUGAUAAAAGGUCAGUGAUAUUUUUUUACAGCCUCUAAAAAAGUUAUUUUUAAAUCCAAGUCUCUUGGACAGUAAGCAGUUGCUUACUUUAUUUAACACUACGGGACUUUAAUUUACGGGAUGGUUCUCAGAUACCAUCUGUACUCUGCUAUUAGAAUUGACCAUGUGUGUGAACUUUACAUUGCUUGAAAAUUUUCCAAAAAUGGAGUAUUUAAGUUGCUGUUGAUGUUGUUUUAAGAUUUUCCUGUAGGUUGUGGUUAAAUGGACAAGUUACAUAUGUGAUCUGUGGUGCAAGGUCAGAUCCUGGGCAUUAAAGAUAAGUUUGGCUAACUUACUUUACUGAAGGUACUAACCGUCUUCCUUCUGAUUGCAUUGUUUUUCUUAAGCUAUUUUUCUCAAUGUAACAAUCUGCAUUGAAAGUUCUUUUAGCUCUCACAGUGUACUAAUUCACAUUUUUGAAGAAUUCAAUAUUUUGUGAAUUCUUUUUACACUUAAAAUGUAUACCUUGCAGAGGGAUAAAAAUAAAUUUUGCAGUAAAGUAUGUGCAGAGGGUGUUCUGGGACUUAGUUCUCCAGAGUACUUGAAGUAUGAUGCUAAAUUCGAAGGCUCAUAGGUCGACUGUAAAUUAUUUGUAUUAGCACUAUCCAAUAGAAAUAAAUGGGAGCCACAUAUGUGAUUUUUAAUUUUCUAGCAGUCGUAUUAAAAAAGAAACUGGUGGCAUUAGCUUAAAUAUUUUAAUUAACCCAAUAUAUUAAAAAUAUCAUUUUAGUAUGUAAUCAAUAUACAAAAUUAUAGAGAUAUUUUGCCUUUUUUUUCCCCCCAUGGUAAGUCUUUAAAAUUCGUUGUGUAUUUUGCACUCAACAGUGCAUGUCAGUUCUGACUAGCUACAUCUCAAGUGCUCCAAUAGCCACGUGGCUAAGUGCUACUGUAUUGGACAGUGCAGGUUCAUAGGGUACAAAGUAUGACUUUAUUUUAAAUUGGGAGAUGGUGAGGUAGGCAUGAAAUCAUGGUCUUUAAAAAUUACUUAGUAUACUUAGAAAAGUAUCUAAUAGAAUUAUCCACAUUGUCUUCAUUUUAAAUUUGCUGUAGAAUGAGCUCAAUCUGUUCCAAUUUGCCAAGCAUUAUUUAAGAAGAAAGAAAUUCCAUGCCAUGUAAGAUGCCAUGAUAUGCUCAUUAUAACAACACAUUAUUAACACAUUUUUCAGUGUGUUCACUAAAUUCUGUCCUGUUUCUUCAAAAUAAUAGCUUAAAUUGCAUGUUAAUUGUAUAUCUAUUUGUUUUUAUAUAAUUCUUAUAAUAAUGCGUAUUAACAAACAGCCCUAGGAUUCUAAUCUUCCUAUGCAUCUGUCUUCCAGUACUUACUGGUACACUUAUUAAGUUGUUACAAGUGGCAGAAAAGUAGAAUGAACCAUUGGUUUUUUUCCAUUAGAUUGUUUUUAUCAUGUGAUCAUGUACCAAGCCAGCUAUAAAUUAUUGUAUUCCUUAGACGAUGGAAAAUAGUGUUUAUGUCUUAUCUUUGCUAAAUGUUUGCAAUUUCUAAGUAAACUUUUCAUCUCCUAAGAUGAGUGUAAAGUGUGAUUUUAUUUUUGCUUGUUUUGGUGUUUUAACCUCAGCUCCAGUCUGCCAAGCAGUCCUGUUUAAUUGCUGUGAUGGUGGUAGUGGGGUGGAUGUGUGAGCUGUUGUCUCAGUGAAUUGAUUACUUACAGAUGUAGAAAGAAUUAAAAAUGUCAGUUGUGUCCAGGACAUUAAAAAAUGUCAAAAACAAAUUAAAGAAAUUGUCAUACUUGUCCUUAGAGUG